CGCUGUCGCUGUCGGUGUCUCCGUCGCCACCGCGGGCCAAGCCCAUUCUAUCGGAAAAACAAAUUUUAUUUAUAGACGGAGGGGGGGAAAAAAGUCGACGUCGCUCGCGUGUCGCAACCGGGCACGCAUCGUGCGUACGAAAUGCGCGCGGCCGCGACGACGUGCCGCGAAAUCGUGCCUCGCGCAUAAACCGUUCGUUAUACCGGCUCGCCCUUUCCGCACGAAGGUUAUCGUCUUGUUAUCUGUGCCAAGCGGCACGAAUUAUUCACCCGUCCGCCUAUCGUGAGUCGCCCGCGAACCGUUUGUGUACAUUCUCGUAAGAUGUUACGUCACCAUCACGCAAUGCAAAAUCAGCUUCGAGAUCACAAUAACAGAAUGGCAGGACCGAUGCGGCCUAUGCAGCAGGCUAAUAUGCCCCAAUUACGACAGCCUCAGCAUUUGCUGCCACAUCAAAAUCCUCAUCAACAAAUACUGUCCAUGCCUCCCCAUCAACAGCAUAUGCAUCACAUGCAGCAUCCCGGUCCGCCGCAUGGAAACCCAAGACAACCGAUGUUGAUGGGCAUGAGUACGCACAAUACAAACAGUACUAUGGUUAGCGUUAGCAUGAAGGAUCAAGCAAAUACUGUUUCUGUGACUCUUCAAAAUGUGCAGCAACCGCAAUAUCCACAUCAACAGCAACCGCAGCAACAACAACCGAAUCAACAAAAUCAAUCUCCCCAACAACCACAGCCGCCGCAGCAGCAGGUACAGCAAUCGCAAUCGCAACAACAACCGCAACAUGUACCGCAGCAGUCAAACGUGGAGCAAUCUAAGGCAGUAACGAACGACGUUGGUGGAGAGUCCAGAGACGAUAAUUCGUCCAAUCAGAAUCAUACCAACGCUACCAAUCCAGCUUUGGCAAACAUGAAAGAAAAAACACCUAUGUGCUUGUUAAACGAAUUAGCAAGAUUCAAUAGGAUCCAACAUCAAUAUAGAUUGACAAAUGAACAAGGACCAGCACAUAAAAAAAGAUUCACAGUGACCCUGAAAUUAGGUGAGGAAGAGUAUGUCGCUGAAGGUCCCAGUAUAAAAAAGGCUCAGCAUAGCGCGGCGACCGAAGCAUUGACGAAAACUUGGUAUCGUCAACCUCCGCCUAAGCCCACCAAGGCCAUGAGGAUCGGUCAUUUAGGCAAAUGUCCAUCAGGUUCUGGACACUUGCCGCCCACUGUCGAAUUGAACGCGUUAGCGAUGAAACGUGGUGAACCAACUGUUUAUACGUUCCGACAAGCUCCACCAGCUGCAUUACAACAUCAGUUUAUGCCACACGGAUUUGGUAAUUUUCCACGGAUGUACAAUCCGCGACUUACAUACAACCGUGGAGUUCAUACGGAUCUUCAAGGACUGUAUCUUGUUACGCUGAAGGUUGGCGAACGUGAAUUUACGGGCAGAGGUUUAACAGGUCAAGCAGCACGUCACGAUGCAGCUAGCAGAGCUUUGGAACAAUUACGUCAGUUGCCACUACCGGAAGAAAUCGCAAACACUAAUAACAUCAAUGAAAAUGGCACGUUAAGUGGAAUUGAUGAUCCGAAUGCUGAAUUGAAGAGUCCCGUAUCUCUGGUACAUGAGACCGCUCUGAAGCGUGGAUUACCGGUCAGUUUUGAAGUCGUGUCUGAAAGCGGUAAACCUCAUAUAAGAACUUUUAUGACAAAAUGUACUGUUGGCGACAAGAUUACCGUGGGAGAAGGAUCUUCAAAAAAGGUAUCGAAGAAACGUGCUGCCGAAUUGAUGUUAGAUGAAUUGAAGCGUCUUCCUCCGUUACCAACUACCAUACAAAACCGAUCAAUGCGAGUGAAACGUAAACCGCCAGCGACGAAGAAGAAAUCUCGUAAUCUAAUCAAAGUGUAUCAGGAGCCCCGUUCAGAAAAUGAGGCCGCGGAGGAAGUCAAUCCAGUUUCCCGAUUGGUUCAAAUUCAACAAGCGAAACGAGAAAGGGAGCCGAUCUACAAUUUGAUAGAUGAAAAGGGCGCACCGAGACGCAGAGAGUUCGUUAUGGAAGUGACGAUGGGUCAGCAUUCCGCGCAAGGAAUUGGACCUAACAAGAAAUUAGCUAAGAGAGCUGCGGCUGAAGCUCUUUUAACACAAUUGGGAUAUAGCAAACCAUCGCCACAACCCGCAAAACCAUCUAUAAAAACAGGAGAAAGCGAAAACACGGAGUCAAAGCCUAGAAAAGUUACGUUUCUCGAGGACGAACAAAUGAACGACACUCAGCCUCACUCGGUAGGAGGUACCAUAGGUCGCCAGUUAGUACCUGGUCUUUUAUUGGUGGAUGGAGGUCAAGAAUCUAAACUGGGGAAUGGACCCAGCGUACAAAUAGUCGCUGAAGAAUUGCGUGAGCAACAACAACAGAAUACAGCUGGUGUUUCGCCCAAGGAUCAAUUGCAUUAUUUAUCUCAGUUAUUUAAUUUCAGCGUAGAAUUUAGCGAUUUUCCUAAGGGCGUAUCCAUAAACAAGGAAUAUUUAUCACUUGUGUCUCUAAGCACCGAUCCACCGCAAGUUUGUCAUGGUAAUGGGGCGACAAUAACUGCGAGUCGCAACCAAGCGGCUCUAAGAGCGCUUCGUACUCUUAGUAAAUUGGGACUUGAUAAUGCCUCGAACGCAGCACAAGUGAAGAAAGACAAAGGUGCGUCUGGUGAUGGAAUACACAUUAGCAUUCAAGUUAAAAAUAACAUUAUGGAUGGAGCUAUCGAUAAGUAACUGAGUAACGCUUAAGACUUAUACAUAAUAAUGUUGAGUUAUAUAUUUAUGCUUUUUUAAGACACUGCAGAAGAAAAUUAAGUGAAGUUGUUCCAUUGUUAUAAAAAAAUCUUUACAAAAUUUAUAUUAUUAACACUGUUCAUUUAUUAUUAUUUUCAAAUUUGGAAAUAUUCUUGGAACACUUAUUUCUUUAUUUGCAACAAGGGAAUCACCUACGGCUUUCUCAGCCAAAUUUUUAUUAGAUCUUAUUUUAUUUAUUUAAGGAAUUUGAUCUAAUAAAAAUUUAUGGAAUAUUAUUUUUUUUUACAAAGUCAUAAUCUAUAUAGAAAAAGCUACUAUGUAAUAACUUGGCUAUAUUUAUAAUUGUAAAAAUGUAUUUAUAUCUACCUCAAAAAAAUUUGUCAAAGAUCUAAAGCGUUUCAUAUGAUCUGGAUAUUCUUAUUUCUUGUGUUUGUUUCUAGAUUGCUUAAAUAUUCAUUAUUAUUGAAAUAUGAUAAAAAUUGAAAGAAUAUAUAUCAAGAUAAAUUUAUAAAAAAAUUAUUUAAAUUAAUUGUCUACAUAUAUUAUGUGUAAAUCUAUCUAAUCUUUUGCGGUGUCUUAAUUAUAUUAAAAUACCGUUCAAGCACCAAUAAGCGAUAUGUAUUUAAUGAUUGUGUAUGAAUUCUUUCGUUUAAUGACUAAGAAUGUCUAAAUAAUCACAGUGGACAAUGCCGAGUUUCUGUGACUAUUGGAAAUCUAUUGUUAAAUUACAAUAGCAUAUCAUUGAACGAUUUGUCUUGCAAAAUUAAUGGUAUUAUGGUAUCAUGAGGAAUAUUAUUGGUGCUUGAUCAUAGUUGCGAUCCUAGCAGUGACAGAUAUAACUGCUAUAUUUAUUGUAACAUUUUCAUUGACAGGAUCACAAUUGCAAUAUACUUAUCUACAAUGAUUCAAAAUGGUCAUUCUCCAGUUAGGAUCAGUUUAUAAUAUAUAAUGAACACUAUAGGAAAACAUUAAGUGAAGUCACACGACCUGGAGAUGAAAUGCGACCAUCUCUUAAUUUCUCAAUUAAAUUCCUUAGCUUCCAUAUUAUCAUGAAUAAAAAGCUAUGUCUUGUUACCUAAUAAUAAUAUACAAAUUGAUAUAA
Pogonomyrmex barbatus (red harvester ant) is the source of this 3856-nucleotide messenger RNA. RefSeq names its product double-stranded RNA-binding protein Staufen (gene stau). The record is from RefSeq and is a predicted model, not a curated record. NCBI's taxonomy places the organism in Eukaryota, Metazoa, Arthropoda, Insecta, Hymenoptera, Formicidae. Gene Ontology annotation, biological process: protein localization to synapse; anterograde dendritic transport of messenger ribonucleoprotein complex; germ cell development. Gene Ontology annotation, cellular component: plasma membrane; neuron projection; cytoplasmic stress granule. Gene Ontology annotation, molecular function: double-stranded RNA binding; mRNA binding.